Molecule: messenger RNA, 1791 nt
Organism: Vicia villosa (hairy vetch)
Lineage: Eukaryota; Viridiplantae; Streptophyta; Magnoliopsida; Fabales; Fabaceae
Product: protein MKS1-like
Exons: 1
Coding region: 336-1148 (270 amino acids)
Cellular component (GO): nucleus
Source: RefSeq, a predicted model, not a curated record
GCUCACAUCGCCUUAGUCCUUACAUUACAAUGACAUUAGCAUGACCUUUUCCAACUCUAUUUCUCUAUUCAAACGCGUUCAUAUUCAGACAACCAUAACAUCACGAAACCGGCCGUAGGUAUCAAAUUCUCUAUAAAAUUAUAUUUCACUCUUUUUUAAUAAGCCAAGUUUUCUCAACAAAUACAUUUUUACAUUUAAAUAUUCCUCUCUUCAUCAUUGACCAGAUCCCUUUUUUGUUUGUUCAUGUCAGCCCUUAUAAAGUUCACAACAUUUACGCAUAUCUAGUCCCUCUACAACUCCUCUAUACUAUAUUUUUUACUCUUCACACCCCCAACAUGGAUCAAUUCCCAUACAUUCCCACUGGAAGAUCACCAAAACGAGAACUUCAAGGUCCUCGUCCUACACCUCUUAGAAUACACAAAGACUCUCACAAAAUCAAGAAACCACCGUUGGCGCCGCCGCAGCAACAACAACAGCAACAGCAUCAACAACAGCCGCGCCUACCGAUUAUAAUAUACACCGUCUCCCCUAAGGUAAUCCACACCACACCCGGCGACUUCAUGAACCUCGUUCAACGUCUCACCGGCUCCUCCUCCUCCACCUCUUCCUCCUCAGUAUCUUCCUCCUCUUUAUCAUCGUCAAACAUAGAUCCUUUCAAUCCUUUUCACGGUGACGGGACAAUAUCACCCGCGGCGCGUUAUGCCACGGUAGAGAAAGCUAUGUCUCCUUUGGGAAGAAGACAACAACAACUACAACAACAUCUACAACUACAACAACAGCAUCAAAUAGUACUACCAACAACAACAAAUACUACUACUAUUACUACUAGUACUAGUGAUGUAGUAAGCGACAUGGAAGUGAUAGAACAAGUAGAACUGAUGAAUCAUGGAGUUGAGAGAGGAAACAUGAUGUUUCAAGGGAUUUUAUCUCCGGGACCGGCUUCGCUAUCUCCGAUUCCGGCAAACUUUUUCUCGCCGCCGUCUUCGGAUCCAAACAUGUUCAGCAACUUACUUCAAGAUUUCAGUCCUGCACUUCUUAGUAGUAGAAAUUUUAUGGAGCCUGGUGCUAAUUUCUUUUUACCCAGUCCUUCUAAUUUUGUUUCACCUCAAACUCCUUCUAUUGAUUUAUUUAACUAUUUCUUAGACUAAUAAAUGCUUACCAUUUAUUGCUAGUUCAAUUUCCAUUUCAUAUACAAAGAUUUUUCAGAUAGGGCACAGGUUGUUGAGUUAUUUUUUUGCUAGCUGGAAUUUAAUUGGAUUUAUUUUUGGGCCAUUUUGGUCUUCAAAUUGUUUAUGAGCUACAUCGUUGACAUAAUUAUUUGUCAUGUACUGUCCAUUUGCAAUAUUGCAUUUAUUUUGUUAGUUGAAACAUGGAAAUUUACAUAUUCAAUUCAAAUUUUUAAUUAUUUGUAUGAUGAGAAUCACAUCUGGCAAACGUUGAUAAUUGAAAGGUACUGAAAUAUUUUUAUGAGUUUUACAUUCACCUUACUGCAAUUGGAGUUUAUUUUAUGCAUGUGUGUGUGGCCGGCGUAUUAGGUGUACCUUUAAUAGAUAUGAUAUGUAAUUAAUGGGGUUUGAAAAAGUGGGUAGAUUAGAGUUUUUUUAGAAGGGAAAAUUGAUAUUCUAGGGCAGUUAGUUUGAAAAAAAAUAGUUUUUCAAAGCUGAAGGAGCAGAAAAUAAACUAGAUGAAGAACCAGCAAAACCGGCAUGAAGUUGCAUACGACUGAGACGAAAACAGCAUUUUAAUACUAGCGUUAAACUAAAUUCUUUUUUCAAGGCAUUAUAUAUAUGA